AUGUCUGCCAUUGUUGGCACUGUCACGCCGGAUAAAUGGCCCCAACCAAACUAUGACCACCCAGUGACUCGUACGCCUCUCAUCCUGGGAUUCAUGAUCUCAGGAGCCGUGCUAUCUGUCUCGUUUACAGCCGGGAGGAUGUUCGCCAAGGUUAAACGUAGCAGCAAACACUCUCUAGGCUUGGACGAUUGGCUCAUGGCUCUCUCCACAGUCAUGAUGCUCGGUGUAAACGUACUCGGCUGCGUGUCAACUACUGUGGGCUCAGGACGUCAUACCUGGGACACUGAUCUCGCAACAUACAUAAUAUUUAUUCCAAGUGUCUCACUCACCAAAAUCUCACUCUGCACGUCCUACCUCAGGCUGUUCCCUUCCCGCGCAAAUCAGUGGUUCUGCUACAUCUGCAUAACCUUCCUCACGGUUUGGUCCCUCACGUUCAUCUUUUUGAUGAUGUUUGCCUGCGACCCCAUCGCCGGAUUCUGGGAUCCCUCGAUUCGCGAAGCAUCCUGCCUGCACGUCAAGGAGCUCCUCAUCCUCACCGGCGCCCUCAACUCCCUAACGGACUUUUGCGUCUUCCUGUGGCCGGUCAAAACGCUCUGGUCAAUACGCCUGCCGCUGUUGCAGCGAAUCAGUCUGGUGGUGGCGUUUGGAAUCGGCUGCUUCGUGUGCCUGGCGGGCGUGGUGCGCGCAUGGUACAUGGAGGUCUACUUCCAGUCCAACGACCCGUACUGGAAGGCGGCCAUGCUCUGGGUCAUCGUCAGCCUCGAGGGCAACCUCGGCAUCGUCUGCGGCUGCCUGCCGACACUGAAGCCCCUCGCGAAGAUGCUCUGGCCCCGCCUCUUUUCCAGCAGGAGCAACCUGGCCCUCGAUGAGCUAGCCCCUGCAGCCUCCUGUCUCAACAACAGCCCCAGCAAUGCGGAGGAACGGGGGAGCAACGACAACGACGACAAUAACGGGGACGCCGCUAAAUUGGAACUCGGCGCCAAGGGCGCGACCAUGGGCGCCAGGAACGAAGGGUGGCCGUUCGGCAACAUCAGCCGGCUCGGCCGGGGCGGCGGCAGUCCGGGCAUCUUCGAAGAGAUGUUCGCCGCCAAAGCGAACAAGACCGGGUACUUCGACGACCUGCAGCACAACGGCCGCGGCCCCACGCCCACGCCCAUCGGCCAGGGCGAGAUGCGGAUGCUGGAAGGCGGCGACGUGUGGGCCGAGGUCGACACGAGCGUGCCCGGCGGCGCGUGGCGCAUCUUGCGGACGGUGACGCUGCACCACAGCAGUAGCAGCAACGGCAACGGCAGGAGCAGGAGCAAUUCCGCCGUGGGUGGCGGGGCUGAGGUUGCCGGAAUUGCGGCGGACGCUCGCCACUCGGCGUUGUCGUCGAAUCGGCCUGCGUCGACGCUGCUGUCUAGAGACCCGUCGGCGGAGAUGGAGGAUGAUAGGAGCGACCAGCGUAUAUUGAGGUCGACGAGACGGUGGCAUGGGGACCGUGGAUGA
Molecule: messenger RNA, 1488 nt
Organism: Diplodia corticola
Lineage: Eukaryota; Fungi; Ascomycota; Dothideomycetes; Botryosphaeriales; Botryosphaeriaceae
Exons: 6
Coding region: 1-1488 (495 amino acids)
Source: RefSeq, a predicted model, not a curated record